AAAACUGCGUCGAGAUUCGCCCAUUCGGGGUGUUUGUGAAUUAAUUUGACAUUCAUUCACAUCGCGCACUUGCCAGAGGCACUCCACCAGCGCAAGAUCAGCGUUCCUGGCCAGAGGCAUGGGGUCAGUGGUGUGAGGUCACACAGCUGGCGAUUGUACGCGAGAGUGCAAGCGAGUGUCGUGAUGAACGCGAACCAGGAAGUGCCAAACCGAAACGAUCCGGGGAGGUUCUUCGGCGAUGGCGUGACGUUCAAGGCGAAACUCAUCGGGAUCCUGGAGGUUGGAGAGGCGCGCGGCGACCGGAUGUGUCAGGAGGCGCUCCAGGACCUCAAGAUGGCCAUUCGGGCGGCGGGAGAGCACAAGCAGCGCAUCACCAUUCACGUGACCAUCGACGGGCUCCGGCUGCGCGACGAGAAGACGGGAGACUCCCUGUACCACCACCCGGUACACAAGAUCUCCUUCAUCGCCCAGGACAUGACGGACUCGCGCGCGUUCGGCUACAUCUUCGGCUCGCCGGACAGUGGCCACCGCUUCUUCGGCAUCAAGACGGACAAGGCGGCCAGCCAGGUGGUGCUGGCCAUGCGCGACCUCUUCCAGGUGGUGUUCGAGCUGAAGAAGAAGGAGAUCGAGCUGGCGCGCCAGAACAUCCAGAGCAAGACCAUCCACGAGCACCAUCCCAUCACGCUCAGUCGCACCAUCGAGAGCAGCUACACGAAGAGCCACGAGAUGGUCAGCGCGUCCAGCAAGAGCAUCGCCAGGCCAGAGCUUUCUCCGGAAUCAGUGGCAGAUUUGGUGGACUUGGAGCAAGAGCUGAGCUCUAUUCAGCGCGGCAUCACGCAAAUGGAGAGAAUAACGCCCAACGAGUUGCCGUCGAAGUCCUCACUGGACAGUGAAGAUCCCUUUGGAGACUCCUUCACCAAGUUUCCGCACGCGUCUUACAAUUUGCUGCCGCCGCCGGAAUCGUCUCGAUCGCGGCACUCGAAGCCGCUGAAGCCGCCGUGUGAGGAGAGGGCAGAGGAGAAGACUCCGCCGGCUGUACAGUCGGCGUCGGCGAGCGGAUCGGCGCGCGAGGAUUGGAUGAACGUGGGCGAGUCGGACGGUGUGUUCGAAGAGGCGGCGCGAGGUGAGGAGAAGUCUCUGGAGGAUUCGCUGAUCGCAUCCACCAGCACCGGCAGCAAUCUGGGCGGUGCUGACGGCGCGACGGUGACGAAGUAUGUGGAUGCAUUUACGGAUCUCGAUCCGCUGGGCACGGGAAGAACGAGGCCGUAUGUGGACAAGAAGUUCUUCUUCCAAGAUCUGAAGAAUCCGCCCAAGAAGGUGCUGCGCGAGCUGUCCGGCCCGGACGCGGGCUUCACGGCGACAUUCUCGGGCAUGAGCGGCAGUGGUGGUGCUGAUGAGGAGGGCAGGGCGCACGACAGUGGGAUAAGUGACAUUGACUUGGCCAUGUUUGAGUCCGUGCAGGUGCCGGAGAAGGUGAGAGAUGAGGUGAACAGGAGUGUGGAUAGUGCAAAGACUGAUGACUCUCUGACCAAGGAGAUUUCUGAUCCGUUUACCAAAGGACACAUUGAUCCGUUUGUCGAUGAUGAGGACUUCGCCAGGGCGUCCAUUGAUCCGUUUGACUUCUCGUUCGAGAAGGGGCAGAGCUUUGUGUCGUCCAAGAACCAAACAGCAGUAUUGAGUGAUACCAAAAGCAGCGCGGAGGAGGGAAAGGGGGAGGAAAAUGUCUUCAAUGGGCCGCUGCAGGUGAACUUGCCGCCAGAGAGUUGGCCGUCGUACAUGAGUCAGAGGCGAUUGGAUCGCCAGAACUCCGUUUCGCCCACGGGCUUGUCUGCCUCGGCUAUCAUUCGCAAUCGCCCGAGUGUGUUCAAGCAGAACACAGUGGAUGUGAUCAGUAGCAUAAGCUCGAAGAAGAUCGUGAAGCCGCAUCUCUUCGGGCAGAAGUUCUCCAAGAGAGACUCCAACAGUAUAAAUAUGCGGCGAUUACAGGAGUCGGACUCGAUGAGUGAGAAUGAGACGGCGCCAGAACCUCCGCCGCGGCCGGACUCAUCAACACACGUCGAACCGCCACCGUUGCCGCCGAAGAAGCAAUUCGGGGACAUCGUCAUUCGGCCCAGCAGUCGAUCGGCGAGUUCUGGCUAUGGCUAUCGCGAUCGCUACGAUUACGCUGGGGGAAAGAUGAAGAACUCGGUGGACGCUCCGCCAUUGCCACUGCCGUCGCGCCGCAUUGGCCGCUCGGACGGCAGCUAUCCGGGUCCGGGGAGGCCUGAGAAGAAGCCCACUGACGACGAGGAAUAUCUCACACCGCUGUCGAAGGGCGAGAUGCCGAUUCUACUGCCACCGCCAGCCAAGGCGGGCACAAAGUCUCGCGGACGGAAGGUCGAUGUGAGUGAGAUUAGGGGCCAUCCGAAGCCAGCAAAGUCCGCAGAAGCGCCUCCAGUGCUGCCGGAUAUCACGCUGAGUCAACUGCUGACGCUCGGCAUUGACGAGCUGGCACUGAAGCUCAACGUUCCAGUGUCGAAACUGAGCACAAUGACGCUGGUGGAGUUGACCACGUACUUGUCGGACUUCCUGGAGAAUGCCAAGAAGACACCUCCGAUGGGGGCGCCUGAGGAACCGGCACCGCCGCCGCCAGCAGCUCCGACUGCGGCGAUCUUCAAGGUGAACUUCGACCAGAAGAGCGAUGAUCAGCUCUUUGUGGCCAAGUUUGACGACGAUGACAACUUCGGCGGACAGACGUUCGUGGCGAACUUCGAUGAGAUGGACAUCAAGCCUCCGGAGCCGAUUCUGCAGACUUCCGCCAUCGACAGAUACGCGGCGUUCAGAGAGAUUAUGGGCAGUGAAUUCAAGGAUGACGAUACUCCGGCGGACAGGGAGGAGGAGGACAAGUUCGAGGACACUCUGGAGAGGAUCAGUCCCAUUGUGGCGGCGGGAAGCUCUCCGGAGACGGAUCAGGACGGUGUGUUCCAGGCAGCGAGGAUUGACACGAAAAUCACGGAGGCCAUUGCUCAAGCUAAAGAUCGCUACGCGGCGCUGAGGGACAUCAUUCUGGUGGAGGAUUUGUUCGACAGAGCGCCCACGUCGGCGACUGUGGUGACUUCGCAGGUGUGCGAGGAGGAGAUGAAGGACGAGGAGGAGAGCGAUGGCGAGAAGGCGAAGGAAAUGUCUCUGUUGGAUGCAAACACGCCGGCCAUGAGCACGAGCAGUCUCACGGCGGCAGGAAUGAAGGAUGACAUUGAGAUUGAUGAGCUGAUGAAUAGGGCCAUUUCGAAUCUAUCGCUGGACAGCAGAGAUCAUCUGUCGCCGUCGAAAUCUCCCGUGGCCACAGCACAGAAUGCUUCCACGUCGCCGAUUCGACUGCAAAACACGCCAGUCAUGUUGCAGUCCAAAUCUCCCACUCUCACCACGCCGCAGUUAGGCGAAAGUGGCCAGGAGCCAGUGAUUCACGGCAAAACCACAGUGACUGACAUGUCCACGUCGCCGAUUCCCAUCCAGAAGUCUCCAAUAUCGCGAUCGCCAUUGCAACGCUCGCCAUUAGCCAAGUCACCAAUUGAUAAUCUAGUCAAUCAGCAAGGAACUUCCUCCAAAUCUCCCACCAUUCCCCAAUCGCACGGGGUGGCCAAUAUCCUGGAGACUCACAGGCAGGAAAACUCCGGAUCUCUGAGCGAUGUGGUGUGUGUGUCUUCGCCGGACAUUGACAAGAACGAAGAUGCCCAGAAAGGGAAACCAACUCCGGUCAAUAGCGAUUCCUGGGCAGUGUUUGAUGCGCCAUCAGAGGAGAAGGAAGCUCCUGUUCGCAGUCCUCGAGAUCCGUCGAAGAAUGGCGAGAGUCCCUGUUCGUCGGACAAGGACGACUGGAAGGGUGAGGGCGAGUUUGGUCGUCGCUGGCCGCCGAGAGGACACACAUCGUCGUCCUCACGCGACGUGAGUCCUUGGGAUGAGGACACGCCGGCUGAAUAUCGACGACGUCCGCCGCUGAGCACGGAUCGCCACGGACACUACAUGCGGCACGGACGGCGGAUGAACUCGUGCGAUGAGGACUAUGAGUACGAGAUGGAGUUCAGCAAGAAGCGCGACAGACGCUCCAAGGUGCCCGUGACGCGCAGCCGGGAGACGUUCGAGGGUGGCGACACGGGCGCUUGGUAUCACAGUGGCGAUGCGCACAAUUGGUCGCCGGCUGAGGAGGACGAUCGUGCGCGAUCCUUCGACAGGAGCUCCUACGAGAGGAGCACUUAUGGGCCGCCGUAUGAGAAGCGCGAGCACAAGGGCGGCUACUCUGGGCGCUAUGACAAGAGGAAGUACUUCGGGUCCUACGCGCGAACGGGAGACUAUGACUUCGAGGGGUAUGACGAUGCGGAAGCGUACGAGAUGGCCAGAGGACGCGAGGCGGCGGGCAAGGCGUCACGCAAGGAGUACGUGGACGUGUUUGAGGCGGUGUCAACUGGUGGAGCCUUCGAGCGCAGCAGCAGCCGCGAUCGCAUCAAGCCGCGUGAGUACUAUUACGAUCGCAAGAGCUUCGACCGCGAGAGUGGCGAGUCUUACGACAGUGGCUGUGGAGGAAGAUUCGGGAAUCGCGACGCAACGUACGGGAGUUUGGAAGUGAUGAGAGAUGACUACAUCGAUCGCUCAAGGUAUUUGUCUGCCGAGAAGAGCAGAUCCUUGCGCAAGGGAAUCCGCCGGAGUACCGAAGACGACGGCUAUGAGCAGGAUUCGGAUGGUGAGAUGGGAACAAGGCGUCCUGGUGACACGCGGAGUCUGCAGCGUCCGCCGCAGGGCAGCGGACGGCCGCGCAAGAGCAGCGGCUCGUCGCCGUGGGACGGAGAGGAGGUCACGCCGACGGGGCAGACGAAGACGGCUUCUCUGGCGGCGUGGAAGCGUCCGGCGAGUGCCAGUGAGUCGGAGAGGCGCUUGGCGGAGAGCCGCCGAAUGCUGAGUCACGGCACGACUCUGUCUGGGUCGGACGGUGAGAAAGAUCGGCGCUUCAGGAAGAAGACGCGCGUGAGGGUCAAAGACAGCGAUCCGCGGGUCAACUAUGCCAGCUUGCGAUACAGUCAGGCGCGCAGUUGCCGCAGCGAUGACUAUUAUGACUUCGAUGACGUGCAAUUGCCACCGGGAAGAGUGCCGCCGGACGCUGAUUACUACAAUUUGACGAAGCAGCAGUUCUUCAAGAGCACGACGCCGCGCUCCGAGACUCGGUCAAUGGGUGAGACGCUGCGUGGGCAGGAGGAGAGGCGCUUCAAGAAGCACCUGUCGCGCGAUCCGUACUUCGAGGUGGAGCAUCCGCAGAAGUUCGCCACGUUCGACGAGGGCGCACUGAAGGCGGCCAAGGGACACUUUAGGCGGGAGUUCGACUUUGAGGAGUACGAAGACACACCGCGAAGCACCACCAGCAGCAAGUUCAACUUCGACGAGGAGCAGGGCUUCGAGAGCGACUUCAAUUCCCCGUCGAAUGGCAAGUCCUAUCGCUUCUCGAAUGACUUCUCUGACUCCAAAGAGUCCCCGCGACCGCACACGGCCGGGAAUUACUCGUUCGAGUCCGGCGGCUUCUCCACGCCGUCGACGAAGCUGCGCUUCGACGAGAAUGUGCAGCACAUGUUCGAGGAUGACUUCAGCAAGGCUGAGCUGAAUGUCGAGAGUGAGGAUCAGUGGAGUGCCGAAUUGCCGAAGAAGUCGCUGAAGAACACGGCGAGUCGCAACAACUUUGACCACCUGAAGAAGUCGGAGUCGGUGAAUAUCUUCGCGAAGAAGACGGAGGAUCCGUUCGAGGAUGAUGAUUUCUUCAAGAGCUCAGAACCUGACAAGGGAGAGCCGCGCAAGAAGCCGGACAGCUACAAGUGGGAGAAGAACUUUGCAAACUUCGAUGACAACAUCUGAUCCACCACGAGAAUGUGGGUGGGGCGAGAGACGCGCGAUGGCAAGAAGAUGCGCACCAGCUUGAAGCUCAUGCAGAAGAUCUUAACAAUUAAAUAUACGCUCGACAGUAUUUUGCGUCACAAAGUCAAAUACAGAAUUUUGUAAGGGUUGAAACAAGUAACAAUUUUAAAAAAAUAUUUCAUACAAACUUUGCCAUUUGAGGUGAAAAAAAAUUCCAGCAAUAUUUCAAUGCAGAUUACGAUGAAAGUCAUUUCUUAUUUUUUACACUCUAACACGGCCAGAUAUUAGCGAUUUAUUUUGCCAAGAUCCAAUACUCGUGAUUUGAAAUACUAUAUAAUUGCAUUUUAGUCGUGAAGGAAAUUUUUUUUUCUAACAAAAGUCCUCAAUUCAGUGAUCGAUGGGAAGAAGGGAAGAAUUUAUUUCUGUUGUUUUGCCAUAAUUGCAAUAUUUAUUGUAGGUAUUAUUGAAUGAUUUGCAUCAACUUGAAUUUCUUACAUUCACUCUAGAGUCAUAUUUCAAUGAUUUAUGUAUGAUAUUCUUAUUUCAGUCCAUUGUAAAUAACAUUAUGGUGUAAAUUGUGAACAAGUAUACACAAAGUUUUAAGUAUAAUUAACAUUGCAGAAAUACUCUUUUUUCGUUGUUAUGCAAGAAUUCGAUGAGAAUGAUAACCAAAUAACUAUUACAAUGUUCACAAUCUAUCGUGUUUGAUAUUGUGUUAUAUAUCCCAAAUUUUUGACAUGAGAAAGUGAAAUUAAAUAAUUGAUAAACUACUAAAUUAUUGAUAAACAAGUAAUGAAGAGAGAGAAAAAAAAUAUGUCAACAUGAUACCAAAAAAGAACUUAGAUAUUUCAAUUAAUAAAAAUUCAAUUACAUGUAAAUUGCAUUGGCUUUCGAUAAUAGAAUAUUUUUGUUAGUUGUAUUUCACAAUGAUCAAAAAGAAAUUUCAGUGAAUAAACAAUUAUUGUAGAAAAAAAUGUGUCUUACUCGUGAGGAGAUAAUUCAUGCUGGCAGAAGUGUGAUAAGCUGCGAUGGAGAAAGAGUGUGUGGCUUGAGGAGGCGCGCUCAUUGACGAAUGAUGCG
Phlebotomus argentipes is the source of this 6951-nucleotide messenger RNA. RefSeq names its product protein disabled (gene Dab). The coding region runs from base 184 to 5871 and encodes 1895 amino acids. Lineage: Eukaryota; Metazoa; Arthropoda; Insecta; Diptera; Psychodidae. The record is from RefSeq and is a predicted model, not a curated record. The transcript has 9 exons.